Messenger RNA from Calypte anna (Anna's hummingbird), 1013 nucleotides. It is a transcript of the gene DPM1, whose product is annotated as dolichyl-phosphate mannosyltransferase subunit 1, catalytic. Gene Ontology annotation, molecular function: dolichyl-phosphate beta-D-mannosyltransferase activity. The transcript has 9 exons. The record is from RefSeq and is a predicted model, not a curated record. The coding region runs from base 9 to 737 and encodes 242 amino acids. Lineage: Eukaryota; Metazoa; Chordata; Aves; Apodiformes; Trochilidae. Gene Ontology annotation, biological process: GPI anchor biosynthetic process; protein O-linked glycosylation via mannose. Gene Ontology annotation, cellular component: endoplasmic reticulum membrane.
GCGCCGAGAUGGCGGCCCGCGGCGCCGAUAAGUUCUCGGUGCUGCUGCCUACAUACAACGAGCGGGAGAAUCUGCCUCUUAUCGUCUGGCUGCUGGCGCGCACCUUCCAGGAGAGUGGAAACAACUACGAAAUUAUCAUCAUAGAUGAUGGAAGCCCGGAUGGGACACAGGAAAUUGCUGAACAGUUGGAAAAGAUAUAUGGAUCUGAUAAAAUACUUCUAAGACCCAGAGCAAGAAAACUGGGGCUUGGGACUGCUUACAUCCAUGGAAUGAAGCAUGCGACUGGAAAUUUUAUUGUUAUUAUGGAUGCUGACCUCUCUCACCACCCCAAAUUUAUUCCAGAGUUUAUCAGAAAGCAGAAAGAAGGCAAUUUUGAUAUUGUAUCUGGAACAAGAUAUAAAGGAAAUGGAGGAGUAUAUGGCUGGGAUUUGAAAAGAAAAUUAAUCAGUCGUGGUGCCAAUUUUCUAACUCAGGUUUUGCUGAGACCAGGUGCAUCGGACUUAACAGGGAGUUUCAGGUUAUACAGAAAAGAAGUGUUACAGAAACUCAUGGAAAAAUGUGUUUCAAAAGGAUAUGUCUUCCAGAUGGAGAUGAUUGUUCGGGCUAGACAGUUAGGAUAUACUAUUGGAGAGGUUCCUAUUUCAUUUGUGGACCGUGUCUAUGGAGAAUCUAAACUGGGAGGCAAUGAAAUAAUCUCCUUCUUAAAGGGACUCUUGACCUUGUUUGCUACAACAUGAUAGUUGAUCCUAACUUAACUUUUUUAGAAAAACAUUUUCUGACAUUGGUGUGUUUUUUAAUAUGUAACAGCAGAAGCUUAAUGUGUGUUGACCAGAAGACCUUCUAUAAACUAACAGUUAAACAAACCACCAAUAAUUAACUAUGUUGUAUCCCCCAAAUGCUCCUUUAAAAAUAAAUGAAUUGUAUGUUAAACUAAAAACUAAUAAAGACUAAUGCUUUAAUCUAUUUUUGUAAAAAAAUAAUGAAGUCCUAAUAAAGAACACAACACUAAAUGA